AUGGCGCCAUACGGAGCACACCUUGUGCUAGCUAUGGCGCUGACAUCCGCACUUCUUGCUUACUCAAAAAAUCAACCGCCAAGUUGCAAUACUUGCUAUGGUCUGGAACUCGAGCCAGUCUGCACUUCGAGGGGCGUCACUCUUCCAUCCCCUUGCUUGGCGAUAUGCCAAGGCCUAAAAGUCGCCCGCAUGGGGCCUUGUGACGCUUCGGAUCCAUUAGCAGGCAGCCUCACCCUGGAGUUUAAGGACGGCGGUAGCGGAGGUGAUGACUUGGGCCGCGGCCCGCUGCGGAGACGAGCCGCCAUGUCCGCGCCAGCGGGCAGUAGCGGCAGUGCGGGCAGCAGCGGCGACGCUGAGGACGAUGGCGAUGGCAGCGGCAGCAGCGACAUGGAUGACAUCGCCAAGCGGUUUGAAAAAGACGGGUUUGUGUACGCUGGCCAAGCCAAAGUCACGGACGAGGGUCCCAGCGGCCAAGGACAGGCGGGUUUCGUCAGCAGUCUGCCGCCCCCCUUGGGGCCUCUGAGGAGGGUCAUCUUUUUGAAACCCGCUAAUCAUAACCGUUUGCACAGGGACCCGAAAGGAGCUGCAGCCGGUGGCAGCAGCAGCAGCAGCGUUGGCAGUAGCAACGGCACCAGCAGCACCGGACAGCCGCCGACCCCGCAGCGGUUAUACAUCCGCGCGGUGCGGUUUACCACCGACGGUGCUGUUUACCUAGAGUCAUCACCGUUCAGUGUGGACCUAACCGCCUUGCCAACGAACGGACAAACGGAAAACCGAAUACCUCCCGACGACGCGACCGGCGGCGGCACCGCCGCCGCUCUCAGAGAUCCCCGGGUGCUGUUGCAGCAGCACCUGCAGCCGCAGCAGAGAGUACGGAGACCGAUUGAGGACGAGGCCGCAUCUGACGGUUAUAAUCCCUUUAGCGGCGAUGACAGCGAUGGCGUAGACGGUGGUGUUAGUGGGGGUUCCUUGCUAAAGGUGCAGCUGGCGCAGCAGCAGCUGCAGUCGCAGGGGCAGCGGCAGCGGCGGCGGCGGCGGCGGCUGGUUGACGAUCGCUACCGAGCUGACGUCCGUAUGUGGCCUCACAACGUCAUUGGACAGCUGACCUACCGGAUGCCGUCAGGUCUUUACGUGUGUUCAGGAACCUGGAUAUCGCCGUACGACGUUCUCACGGCCGCUCACUGCGUCUUCAAUAUUGAAAGUAAAGCGGAAGCCAGGAAUUUUGUAUUUGAGCCCGGAAAGAUCGGCUACAUCGCACCCUUAGGAGCCUUUGACAACACACAUGUCACUUUCUACAGAGCAGAGUAUCCCAGGGCUGAUGACGGCGGCGUCAAUUAUUUUGACAUUGCCCUCAUCCGCAUGCGGUCAUCCACGCCGUAUUACAUGGGCAUCAAGUACUCAUGCGCGCAGAUCGACUACCCGAGAACACAGACCUGCGGCUACGUGCAAGAGGGAGGAAAUUACCAAAAGUGUGACGAGUGCUACUUCACCACCAAUGGCUGCUACCCCGGUGUGCAGCCAAUCAACUGGUGCUUCACUGCGGCAGGCCAGUCAGGCUCCGCCAUCUACGACCUGUUCGACUCCCAGGUUCUGGGCGUCCUCAGCGGCGGAUUUCAGGCCGCCGACCUGGCCGACUAUUCCUUGUGGACCCCCAUAGACGCCCUCCACUUCGCCAGUCUUACCAGAUGGAUGUGGCCAUCAGGAGACGACAGCAGAGUCCAGCUGCCUGCGGCGCCGCCGCCACUGCCGCAGCCCCUCAGGACUGAAUGUAAGAGCGGUACUUUGGCGUCUAGGCUUACACUCAGAUAG
Messenger RNA from Volvox carteri f. nagariensis, 1809 nucleotides. RefSeq lists its product as uncharacterized. The transcript has 8 exons. Gene Ontology annotation, molecular function: serine-type endopeptidase activity; protein binding. Gene Ontology annotation, biological process: proteolysis. NCBI's taxonomy places the organism in Eukaryota, Viridiplantae, Chlorophyta, Chlorophyceae, Chlamydomonadales, Volvocaceae. Bases 1 to 1809 code for a protein of 602 amino acids. The record is from RefSeq and is a predicted model, not a curated record.